Molecule: messenger RNA, 2151 nt
Organism: Verruconis gallopava
Lineage: Eukaryota; Fungi; Ascomycota; Dothideomycetes; Venturiales; Sympoventuriaceae
Exons: 2
Coding region: 330-1370 (346 amino acids)
Molecular function (GO): zinc ion binding
Source: RefSeq, a predicted model, not a curated record
GUAGCUACCCAUCCUAGCCACCCUCUACCGCCAAACUUUUCGUCACGCUCUGCACAAAUACUGGAGCACUGCACUUUACAAAGAAUUCUUGGACUGAUUUCUCUGUCAGCAUUAUUGGAUUGGGCCGACAUUGAACUUUCCAGGCAACGUCCAUUUUCGGUCCCGUUUACCAUGUGCGUUCAUUGUGCCCCCGCACCGGUCAAGCGCGUCACGAAAGGUUAAAGGCUGGCGUGUCCAACAGGUGUAUCGUACAAUUCAUAGCUUAUAUUCUUUCUAGCGAAACCAUUUUCACAAACCCCCUCAUAUAAGCAGUUUUAUCACGCAUUCCAAUGGCUACUUCGAUUACCGAAGCUAAAAUAGCGACCAAGUCUUUGCUCCAAAAAGUUGAGCCACAUAUGAAUGAUGCGCUGGCACUUGAAUCCCUGGGAUUUUUUCUGCCGGUUGCCUUGAAGGCUCUAGAUACGAUAGGGCUCUUUAAAGUAGAGGAAUCACCAAGAGCACUUAGUGAGUACAAAUCGACCUGCGACAAACUUGUGGAAGCUAUUCAAUCCAACGAGGGUUCUCUUGGACAAAGAGCAUGGAAAGACGUCACUGUCGAUGGCAAAUCAUGGCAUGACCAUUUGGUUACAAUGAAAUCAUGCAUCAGCACCCUUCAAGCAGAGGUCAAUAAGAUAAAGGUUGAAAGACCGUUCCUGGCUGAAGCUAUCCUGGCCGCCGUUGAACUGAAAAGGAGAAUUCAGAGUUCUGAAGGCUCUUCACCUCAUUUCGACAUCUUAGAUGGGACGCUAUUAUUCCUACUCUCUGCAUUAGACCUUUUACAGUCACUUCCCCGCCAGAAUAGCGAUAGUGUUGCAGACCUCGCAGGUCCUCUACGGCAGUGCAGCUUGAAAUGUCGCAGCGCCCUCCCCAGUUCAGAAGAAGCAGUUGUUUGGAUGGAGAGCUGUCAACAAUUAUUGGUGUUACUACAAGGGUUUUCCAACACAUUCGUGUGCUUUUUCUUACAGAAAAACAUGUCUGAUGAUGCGAAGCUGCGAGCUCUCUCCAUUUUCAGCACGAUGGGUACAUACUACAUGCAGAGAAACCAAGGGUUGCUACAGCGACGAGUCGAUGAUAUGUUGGAUGCGAAUCGAGCGCAACCGGCUUCUAAAAGCGCAAUCCAGGCUCUACCCAGAACCACUAAGAGCGUGAGGGAGAUCUGUGUGAUCUGCACAGAAUCGAUGGAGAUCACUACAAUGCCAUGUGGUCAUUGUUAUCACGAUGGCUGCCUUUCCCAUUGGCUGAAGGUGGCCGAUUCCUGUCCUCAGUGCAGAGAGACGUUAAAAGAGGAGAGAAAGGCAGAUACAGAAGGAUGGGUGGAGGCAACAGAAUGAUAUGUAGUUCUUGUCGCCGCGGAUACACAGGACGGAAGCCAAUUCCCUUAGCAACUAAAUGCUGCAUGUCUUAAGUCAUGAUCUCCAGUAACAUUUGAGUCAAAACGGUGUUGGAGUACAUGAAUUGAUUGCUUUUGAUACGACUGUGUCAUCUAGGAGCUGCAGACGGUCGAUUUCAAGGUAUAGGCAUAGGCCUUGAAGAUCUUGAUACCCGGUUUGUUAAUCUGCGCGAAACGUCCGAUUUUGGUGUAGAGAAACCUCGAAAGUGACUGACGUGCCACUGCAGCAGGCCGAAAGUCGCGAUGAGAUGAAGCGAUCGCUUUCGAGGCUCCUGCCCAUGAGAUUCAAACGACAAAACGUGUGAAAGGUUGUGAAAUCCAGUGAUGGCCAAAUGCAACGAGCGGCGGGCAGGCUCCAGAUCCUGCUUCCUGAGGCGAAAUUUUCCAUUCCACGUUGGGCGCUUGGCUGGCACAAAUAUUACGCGGCAGGAGCACGCGGAGCAGUUCCGCACGGAUCGGAGGUACCAGACUGGGGUGUCAAUAGGCACGAAUGCUCGCGCAACAGUAAUACACGGGAUGACGACUUAUAACAUUGCCGUAGCAAUAGAAAGUAAUUAAAGGAUGCCGUACAUGAGUUCACUGAGCUGUAUAAUUUUAUCGGUGUCAAUACAACAGAAGACUUCCAUUAUGCGAUAAAAAGUAGCUCCUUGCGGCGUGAGCGCGAAGGCGACAACGCGAAUAUAUUUUUUUAGUUGAGCACUUCACAAGCAUUAAUAAGUAAU